AUGUCGGCCGACCUAAGGAUAAACACCUCCUUCGAAGCGGACCAGCGACUUCGACGAAUUCAACAACUCCAAAGCAGGCAAGCUGCCACCCAGGCCGCCCUUGAUGCCGAGAUUGCUGCCCUCUCCUCAAGCGCUCCUACUCCCUCAUCAUAUCAACCGCAAAACCGAGUACAGAAACACCAUCGCCGAAACAGCAAUGUCCCCAGAAGCAUGUCUUCCACUGGUGCUACCAUGGCCCGGCAUCUCUCUUCUGAUCGAAUCGAAGCACCAUCUCAGCGACGGACACUCUCCCAGCGGUCAGCACCUCCCAUGGCCCGAACGAACUCGAAGGGUACAUCGUCGUCUCGAAGCGGCAACAUGCCUUUCACUCAGAAUGGUGCAAUGCCUCCACCACUUCGCUCCGAGCCUCGAGAGAACCCUUCUAUGGAGACUUGGAUGAAGGACCCCUCCUACACCUUCCGCUCUCACCCAUCAGCUCCUCUGCAAAGGUCACCAUCCGAACGAAAUUAUGAACUCGAGCAAGUCCCAGAACUGGACCAAGUCGGAGAGAAUCCCCUCGACUUCCUUGCACGCACGAUGGGUCCUCCGACACUCUCACUAUCACCGCCAUUCUCAACACCCUCAUGCACACUGAAUGAUCGGCUAUCGACAACCUCUUUUAACACCGCAACACCCUCGACUCCUACAACCGAUUCGCUUACUACGGCAACUACACUUUCAAGUAGUAUGAGUCGACAGAAUAGUCUGUGCAACGAGCCUGUGCUCGAAAGUUUUCAAAUGAUGAAGUUCAAUUCGAACAAUUCUUAUUCUUCAGAUGUCAAUUCCCCCGAUCAAAUUAUGUAUGAUCAGUUCAAUCCUCAUUUUGCAUCUUCUAGUCAUAAUCGUCGUUCAUCGAACGAAGAGCAAUCUCAACUUCUCGUUGGGGCUGGUGCUAGUCAUGAUUCUCAAUUUUCACAUUCCUUUUCUUCUGCAGAAGCUUUUGCAUCUUCUGGUUUUGGUGAGAAGAUGGAAAAAUCUCAAUCGAAUGAAAGUAUUUCUUCGAACGCGUCAUCUGCUUCUCGAAACAAACAGCGGCUGCAAGCUAGUCUUGCCGCCGCUCGACCGAUCAUGCCUAAAGGUGGCAGCGAUGAAGACUCAAUAUCGCGAGCAAACUCAUCACAAUCGAUGAGUCGCCUCGAAUCAAAAGACGGGUCCCAUGACAAAGUUGCUAUCUCGAAGCCUACUUAUCAGCGUCCAAAGCAUGAGCGAGUCUUAUGCAAACAGUGCGAUAAUCACCCUGACGGGUUUCGCGGCGAGCAUGAGUUGAGGAGACAUCAAGACCGAGAACACAAGCUGUUGGUCAAAAAAUGGGUAUGCAUCGAGCCUACGGGUCAUGGUCAUGCCAAGCCCGAGCUCCCAUUGUCGAAAUGCAAGGCGUGUGGGGUGCAGAGGAAGAAGUACGGGGCAUAUUACAACGCCGCAGCGCAUCUUCGACGUACCCAUUUCAAGCCAAAGGCAAAGGGGGCUCGCAAGACCUCCAAGGGUGAUGAUGGGGAGAAGCGAGGUGGCAAGGGUGGAGGGGACUGGCCGCCAAUGUCUGAGUUGAAGCAUUGGAUGAGGGAAGUGGAGGAGCCGGCAACCGAUUACUCUCAGUCACAAUCUCAACAAGACGAGGCCGACAUCUCCGAUGACGAGACGAACGAGAACGAAAGUAACUUCGAUGAUCAAGUCUUCCAGUCCUCAACCAUAUCGCCACAGCUCGGAAGCAACAACUUCAACGACACGUUCAUCGCUAACUCUUCGCCGAUACACAAUAUGUAUCCUUCAACACCCAACGACAUCUACAGCAUGCAAAACAUGCCUCUCAGUCUCCCUUCACAGCAGAGUUCAUGCAUUGAUACGUCAAUGUAUAGUCAAAACAGCUUUCAUAAUUUCUCUCCCGAUCUCACAAACGACGCAAUGGCGUUUUAUGAUUCUGUUCCUCAAAGUUUCGACGACCAGGCUUUUGCUGGUCCCGAUUUUGUACCUUUCCCUUUCUCUCAAUGA
Lachnellula hyalina is the source of this 2025-nucleotide messenger RNA. RefSeq lists its product as uncharacterized. The transcript is spliced from 2 exons. The coding region runs from base 1 to 2025 and encodes 674 amino acids. Lineage: Eukaryota; Fungi; Ascomycota; Leotiomycetes; Helotiales; Lachnaceae. The record is from RefSeq and is a predicted model, not a curated record.